Oppiella nova is the source of this 772-nucleotide messenger RNA. The record is from the annotation of a GenBank genome assembly. Lineage: Eukaryota; Metazoa; Arthropoda; Arachnida; Sarcoptiformes; Oppiidae.
CAAAACACAAUACAAUUCAAUCACUCAUUCAAUUGAUUCAUGUUUUCUGAAGUUGACGUCAAAAGCAAACUAUCGUUCACUUGAUUUCGGUGUCACUUUGGGAUCAAUACAUCCAAAAGAUUACCACAAAAUGAGUUUCAGUUCGGAUGAGGUAAACUUCUUGGUCUACCGAUACCUCCAGGAGUCGGGUUUCAGUCACUCGGCGUUCACUUUCGGCGUGGAGUCACACAUCGCUCAGUCCAAUAUCAACGGAGCACUCGUACCCCCGGCAGCACUCCUGUCCAUCAUCCAGAAGGGCCUGCAGUUCACUGAAGCAGAGAUCAGUAUCGGUGAGGAUGGCAUUGAGCGUCAGAUCGACUCCCUGUCCCUCAUCGACGCCGUUAUGCCCGAUGUGGUCAGUACUCGACAGCGGGAGCUCAGCCAAAGAGCCGCUCAAAGCGCUGAUAAGAAUGAUGUGGUGAUGGCUGAAGACAACACCACGAAAGCCAACGACGACUCCAAUGUGAACAACACCGCCAACGCAUCCAUGGGUGGCUCACAAGCGAUGACAACCGCCAACUCGAUGCAAGACAGCACUAACAGUGCCAUAGAGAUCCCCGCCUCCAAGGCUACCGUUCUUCGCGGCCACGAGAGUGAGGUAUUCAUCUGCGCCUGGAAUCCGGCGUCUGAUUUGUUGGCCUCGGGUUCGGGCGACUCGACGGCCAGGAUCUGGAAUAUGAGUGAAUCGACACAAACGGCACAACAACUCGUGUUAAGACAUUGCAUCCAAAAA